AAGAAAAUAAUAGAGCGAAGGAGAAAAAAUGAAAAAAGAUGACCUAAAGGAGCUCUCCCAAGGUCCCAUGCCAUGUCUUCUCAGCUCCCCCAUCAUUUGAUCUCCCGUCUCCGCCAUUAGCAACCACCACCUUCUUCCUCCUUUCUUCAAUCUUCUUAUUAUUCACCGUUAGAUUUUCAUAUCAUUUCAAAUUUUCAAUCAUGAUGUCAUCCGGCGAUCAUCAAGGGAGGGAGUUAGGGGAGGGGUCGUCAUCGUCGUCUUUGAGACCGGUGGCGGCGGCGGUGGUGCUGCCUCCUCAGCCGGUGCAGCUCAGCCGCUACGAGGCGCAGAAGCGCCGCGAUUGGAACACAUUCGGGCAGUACUUGAAGAACCAGCGGCCGCCGGUUCCACUUCCCCGCUGCAAUUACAAUCAUGUCCUGGAUUUCCUCCGGUACCUCGAUCAGUUCGGGAAGACUAAGGUUCACUUACAAGGCUGCAUGUACUUCGGGCAGCCGGAGCCGGCGGGGCCCUGUACUUGUCCCCUCCGCCAAGCGUGGGGCAGCCUGGACGCGCUCAUCGGCCGCCUACGCGCCGCCUUCGAGGAGAACGGCGGCUUGCCGGAGAGCAACCCCUUCGCCGGCAGCGCCAUCCGCCUCUAUCUCCGUGAAGUUAGAGAUGCUCAGUCUAAGGCCCGAGGAAUCCCCUACAAAAAGAAGAAAAAGAAGAAAAAUAAUGCCCUCCCGAAGCCUAAUAAUGACGAAACGCCCAGCUUCCAGAUGCAAUCCUCUUGAUCUCUCCCUCCGGCUUUCAGGGCGAAAAUGACAAGAACAUUAGAUCUAGCUACUAUGAACUUCACACUUCUCCUCGAUGAACCCUAAAAUCAGAGUCCAAAAAUCCUAGAUCUGCAUUUCCUUUUAUUUUAUAUUUUUCUCUUUUUAUUUUAUUUGGGAGAGGGGUGUUGAUUUUAUGUGCAUAUAUUUAUAUAUAUGUAUGCUUCACCUCUAUGUCUGAACUAAAUAUGAUAAAAUUUUGUGUAAUC
Ipomoea nil (Japanese morning glory) is the source of this 1018-nucleotide messenger RNA. RefSeq names its product protein LIGHT-DEPENDENT SHORT HYPOCOTYLS 10-like. The transcript is spliced from 2 exons. The record is from RefSeq and is a predicted model, not a curated record. Gene Ontology annotation, biological process: response to light stimulus; mRNA transcription. Lineage: Eukaryota; Viridiplantae; Streptophyta; Magnoliopsida; Solanales; Convolvulaceae. The coding region runs from base 201 to 770 and encodes 189 amino acids. Gene Ontology annotation, cellular component: nucleus.